GGAAGAGAAGAUGGCGUUGAUCCCUAAUUCGCUAAAAUGGAUGAUUCAUGAAUUCCUAAGGCUCAAAGAUAAACGUGAUAUAAUCACAAUUCCUGUCCCCCGAGGAUUCAUUGCACCGCGUACCCAGAUCACGUUAUCUGGAGAGGAUUUGCAGCAGGUUGCUACGUGUGACUACAUCGGCAACCAGGGAAUGCUGUUUGGAAUGAUGCACAUAUGGGAGAGCAUCAACGGUCUGAGAAAAAUUUUCAAGUUUUACGACCCAGAGCUUCUCACAGUGCAUGGGAUCAGCGAUGAAGAACAGAGUCAGUCUUUUGACGAUGCGGCAAGACGAUUGGCUAAUUGGUUAUCAUUAAUGAACAGCAACCACCAAAUGUUCUUUAUUCCUUGGAAUAUCGGGAUGCAUUGGACGCUAGUGGUGGUUGCGCCAAGGAAAAUUAUCCAUUUAAACCCUGUAAAAGGCCGCCCAAUUCCCGAAGAAAUAGAACAAAUGAUCGGAAGGGCAUUCAUGUAUAUAGGGGACGCACAUCAGUAUCUUGGCCCGUGGCAAGGAAUUUCACAAGCAAACUGUCCAAGACAACCUAAAAGCCAAGAAUGCGGUUUUUAUGUUUUGAAAUAUAUCACUGACAUCGUCGCACGUGCCAACCCCAACCGUUACAUAGAAGAUCAAAAAGCUUUUGGGGGUAAGAAGCAAUACGAUCCAAAAACAGAAUUGUUACCACUACAGCGAAAGUGGAUCGAACAAUUGAUGGCGGUGAUUCACGGUGACGAUUGAGGUUCAAAGGUCGAAGAAUUUUUCUUCAUUAUGUAAUUUUUAUAGAUUAACUUGUAAUUAGAUUUAUUAACUUAUUAAUAUUUUUAACUAAUUUUACAUGUUUGUGUAAUAUUUAAUUAUUUUUAUGAAAUCAAAUUAUAUUUUUACCCAAAUUUAAUUACUAUUUAAUUUAAAAUGUAAUUAAUAUAUAAUUAAAUUAAAUAAAUAUGUAAUUUAAAUUAAAUAUAAUAAUAUAUAAAUUAAUAAAUAUAAAAUUAAAAUUAUAUAAUUAAAUUAAAAAAAAUGAAAAAAACUGAAAUCUGCUCACUUUUGGCGUCGGUUCCUACAACCCCUAUGGCGUCGGUU
Molecule: messenger RNA, 1117 nt
Organism: Cannabis sativa
Lineage: Eukaryota; Viridiplantae; Streptophyta; Magnoliopsida; Rosales; Cannabaceae
Exons: 5
Coding region: 11-772 (253 amino acids)
Biological process (GO): proteolysis
Molecular function (GO): cysteine-type peptidase activity
Source: RefSeq, a predicted model, not a curated record